AAAGUUUUUAUCACUCUUAUUUUUUUUUUUUGGGGGGGUCGCAUCUUAUCAGUCGACAAUGUCUCGCACUGAAGAAGACAGACUUUUUUUUUUACGGGAACGUAACCCGUGACAGGGCGUAGCGGAGGGGACGGACAUGGCCGUGGAAAACCGCUCGUUGUCGUCGAAAUGGCGAGCCGUGGGGUCUGGGGUCUGUUUUUUUACCCGAGCUGAAUGGACUUUUUUCCUCCUUGGAAGCUGCGGGUUAAGCUAAGUUAAGCUAAGCUAAGCUAACUGGCUCCAGCGAAGAUACACCGAGGGGACUCUUUGACAUGUAGACGGCCUUAAUCGAUCACCAUGUCUGACCAAAACCAUUACUGGACGGUGCUGCCGAGCUACAAGAGUAGUUUUGUCACCGGGGCCAUGAUGAAAAGAUCCAGAGGUGCCCGCAACAACAAGAGGAGGAGUUUGGCGGUCGGGACCCCUUCGCCCACGCUCUCACGACCGCUUUCGCCUCUCCCACUUGCCACAGCUGGCAGCAGCCCUUCAGAAAGCCCCAGAAAUGUCUCUGCCAGCAGCUCUGCCAACUUCCAGUUCGCUCGCAGCCAUCUGGCCCGCACUGAGAGAGGCGAUGGCCGAAGAUGGUCUGUGGCGUCCGUACCCUCCUCUGGAUACUGCACCAAUGCACCCAGUUCAUCAGUAUCCUCGUCUUCUUCCCAGGAGCUCUUGCACCAGUUGCCCCUCCAGCCUACACAAGAUGAUCUCCACUUCCUCUUCAAACAUUUCCGGAGCACAGAAAGCGUGGCUGAUGACGAAGGAACUCAUCCCUCACCCCCCGUCAGGCUCCGCUCGCGUAGUCUCAGCCCUGGACGGACUUGUGGAACAUUUGACAAUGAGAUUGUCAUGAUGAAUCAUGUCUAUAAAGAACGUUUUCCCAAGGCAACGGCGCAGAUGGAGGGUCGACUUCUGGACAUCAUUGAGGAGUGUUCCCCAGGAACCGCCCUGCCCCUGGCUGACGGCGUCCUCGGCUUCAUCCAGCACCAGCUGCUGGAGCUGGCCCGAGACUGUCUGGAUAAGUCCCAGGAAGGCUUGGUCACCUCCAGGUACUUUGUGGAGCUGCAGGAGAAACUGGAGAAGCUUCUGCAUGAGGCGUACGAGCGCUCGGAGAGCGAAGAAGUGACCAUCAUCACAAAACUGGUGAAAAAGAUCCUCAUCAUUAUCUCCAGGCCUGCCAGGCUGCUGGAAUGUCUGGAGUUUGAUCCAGAGGAGUUCUACCAGCGUUUGGAGGCUGCAGAAGGUCAAGCUAAAGGUGGCCAGGGGAUCAAGACUGAUAUUCCUCGAUACAUCAUCAGCCAGCUCGGCCUCAACAGGGAUCCUCUGGAAGAGAUGGUCCAACUGGAGCAAACAAGCCCGAGUCACAGGUCAGCCAGCAGAGAGUCUGAUGAGUCUGGAGAGACAACACCAAUACAGAGCCGUGCACUAUGCACUCCCCCGCGUAGGAAACCACUGGAGAGUGACUUUGAGACCAUCAAGCUCAUUAGCAACGGUGCCUAUGGAGCUGUAUUUCUAGUCCGUCACAAAGAAACCCGACAACGCUUCGCCAUGAAGAAGAUCAACCGGCAGAAUCUGAUGUUAAGAAACCAGAUCCAGCAGGUGUUCGUGGAGCGAGACAUCCUCACCUUUGCUGAAAACCCCUUCGUGGUUUCCAUGUUUUGCUCGUUCGAAACACGGCGGCACCUCUGCAUGGUCAUGGAGUAUGUAGAAGGUGGGGAUUGUGCCAAUCUGUUGAAGAACAUUGGUCCUCUGCCCGUCGACAUGGCCCGCAUGUAUUUUGCAGAGACCGUCCUGGCUUUAGAGUACCUUCACAACUAUGGCAUUGUCCACAGAGACCUCAAACCUGACAAUUUGCUCAUCACCUCGAUGGGACACAUAAAGCUUACAGACUUCGGUUUGUCAAAGAUUGGCCUCAUGAACAUGACGACUAAUUUGUAUGAAGGCCACAUUGAGAAGGAUACAAGAGAGUUCAUUGACAAGCAGGUGUGCGGUACUCCAGAGUACAUUGCCCCUGAGGUGAUCCUGCGACAGGGCUAUGGGAAGCCUGUGGACUGGUGGGCCAUGGGCAUCAUUCUCUAUGAGUUCCUUGUCGGCUGCGUGCCUUUUUUUGGGGACACACCCGAGCAGCUCUUUGGUCAAGUGGUCAACGAUGACAUCAUCUGGCCCGAUGGAGAGGACGCUCUGCCUGCUGACGCCCAAGACCUUAUCACCAGACUACUUCGUCAGAGCCCGCUGGAUCGCCUAGGAACAGGUGGAACUACUGAGGUGAAGAUGCAUAUGUUCUUCCUGGGUCUUGACUGGAAUGGGCUGCUGAGGCAGAAAGCUGAGUUCAUACCACAACUCGAGACUGAGGAUGACACCAGUUAUUUUGACACCCGAUCGGAGCGUUACGCUCAUCUCGGCUCUGAUGACGAUGAUGAAACCAACGACGAUGAAUCCUCUCUUGAACUGCGACAGUUCUCCUCGGUGGCACAUCGCUUCAGCAAGGUGUACAGCAGCACAGAGCACCUGUCCACCUCCACGCCGUCCAACCAAAGCUUGUCGUCCUCCGAGAGAAGCCACAGCGAGGAGAAGGAUGAGCGAUGGGAGAGCAGAGGAGUCUUUUCCCCCAGUGACGGACACAAACAUCUGGCGAGUGGGGACAGAACAGAUGGACUCAGGGGGAGUUUGCGACCUCGUGCUUCGUCCAGUUCCUCCCAGUCUGAGCGCAGUGCUAGCCCACUGGUCCUGAACAGCACCCAGAGUCUGGACAUCAUGCCUCGCUUUGCUAUCUCUGCCGAAGAGGAAGAAGGUAUGGUCUCCAACCUGCGGCGCAUUCGUCUCCGUAGCAACAGCACUGGCACGCGACCGUCGUUCCGCAGAGGCGCUUCCAGACGGAUCGCCCACCAAUUGGAGACACCGGAAAAAGCCAGACCUCCUGCUGGAAAAGUCCCUAAAUCCGCAUCAGUGUCCGGUCUCUCUCUCAUUAUUACCCCAGAUGACUCAGCGGGCCCUCCUUCCAGCCCCAAGUCUUCUCUAUCGCUGUCGUCCAACCCCUCGUCCAGAGACUCCUCUCCCAGCCGGGAUCUUUCCAUCAACAUCAGCUGCCUAAGGCCUCCAGUAGUCAUCCACAGCUCUGGGAAGAGGUUUGGCUUCGCUUUGCGAGCAAUCAGAGUCUACAUGGGAGACAGCGACGUCUACACAGUUCACCACAUGGUCUGGUGUGUGGAGGAGGGCAGCCCGGCACAUGAGGCAGGCUUGAGAGCCGGUGACCUCAUCACUCACGUCAACGGGGAGUCUGUGCAGGGACUUGUCCACACUGAAGUGGUGGAGCUUCUGCUUAAGAGUGGCAACCGGGUGACCCUGCAGACGACUGCUUUGGAGAACACUUCCAUCAAGGUGGGUCCUGCCCGGAAGACGAGCUACAAGGCUAAGAUGGCCCGGCGUAGCAAGAAGAGCAAGAGGAGAGACGGCCAGGACAGCCGGCGCCGUAGCAUCUUGAAGAAGCUUUCUAAACACACGCCUCCUCCGCCCAUGCAAAGUAGUCGCAGCUUCUCGUCCGGGUUCCACCAGUCAUCCAGUGACAGCCUCUCUGGCUCCCCCACACAGUCCAUCUCUCCUGGCCCCUCCACGCCCUGCCGCUCCCCCGCUCCUGACCACUCUGGAGAUUCCAGUUCCUCUCCCUGCUCCAGCUCCCCCAACUCACCAGUCCCCCAGGCCCGUCCCAGCUCCCUUCACGUCCUGGGCCGCUACACCAAGGCGGGUCGCUGCAAGUCCACCAGCAGCAUCCCUCCGUCGCCGCUGGCCUGCAUCCCGCCUCCUCAGCCUCUGUCUCCUCAGUGCUCGCCCUCCUGCCUCCCCAGCCACCCCAGGUCCCUGCAGGGCUUUCACGGUAAGACACUGUCCCCUCCCACUAUUGCCCGCCACUCCGUGCGUCCCCGCAGUGCCGAGCCGCCGCGCUCGCCGCUCCUCAAGAGGGUGCAGUCGGCGGAGAGGCUGACCGGCGAUAAAGCGACGGGCGGCUACCACGGCGACAGGAAGGCCUACAGCACCCGCCGCCAUACCCUGGAGGUGCCUCUGUCCGAGGGCGAAGACGUGGAAGAGGACAGCGCCACGGGGUUCGUAUGUGUUGGUGAACACGGCCGCCAGGGACUGUGCGUCGGGGGGCCAAGAGGCCACCCGGACCUGAUGGGCGGAGCCUCUUCUUCCUCCCCACAACACCGCGGCAACCAUCACUCCAAAGAGGUGGUCGUCAUGAGGAAGCUGGCUCUGUCGGAGCGCCGGGACUCCUUUAAGAAACAGGAGGCCGUGCAAGAAGUGAGCUUUGACGAUUUGGACGAGAGGGAGGCCACGCCCGGCCCCAAGCUUCCUGUCACUCAAUCGAAGGCGUUCAAGGCGUCCUGGCUCGACUCCGGUCCCAAGCUGGAAGGGAAAGCAUCGCCGGAUACGGCAGCACCGCAGAAGGCCAAGUCCAAAGAUAAAGAGAGGAUCUAGUCGGGUAGUCACUUAGCAGCAGAGGAACUGCACUUUUUUAGAAUUUUGCCCAUCUUUCACAAUCAUUAUGUAAGACAAGAACACAUUUUUAUUAGGGCCCGCAUGGCCCAUUGCAUAAGGACUCCCACAGGGAGUCCUUAUGCAAUGGGACAUAAGGACCUAUUGAAUUUGUAAGGUUUUAUUCUUUAUUAUUAUUAUUCUUCCGCAACUUUGCGCUGUAAUUUGACCCCCUUAACAUACUUCAAAACUCACCAAAUUUUACACACACAUCAGUAAUAAACGGCAAAACUUUUUAUCAAAAAACCAAACCCCAAAACUCAAAAUUGCGCUCUAGCGCCCCCUAGGAAAAAGAAAACUAGACUGCCUGUAACUCCCACUAGGAAGGUCGGAGAGACAUGAAACAAAAACCUUUAUGUAGGUCUGACUUAGACCUAGAUUUCAUAAUAGUAUAUUCUCGGGCAAAAAUCAACAGGAAGUUGGCAAUUCCCCCUUCAAGACAAAAAAGUACUAAAAACAGUCAAUUUUGUCUCUUUGAGCUGUAUUUUCACCCUCUUAACAUGCUCCAAAACUCACCAAACUGAACACACACAUCAGGACUGGCAAAAAAUUGCGAUCUAACAAAAAAACCUAACCCCAAAUCUCAAAAUUGCGCUCUAGCGCAAUUUUUUAAUAAAACGGCGACAAAACUGCAACUCGGAAGAAAAAAAUGACAAAACUGCCUGUAACUCCCACUGGGAAGGUCGGAGAGACAUGAAACAAAAACCUCUCUGUAGGUCUCACUUAGACCUACAUUUCAUAGAUUGACAACCCUCAGCAAAAAUCAACAGGAAGUUUGCAAUUUCCCCUUCAAAACAAAAUUUUUUUAUGAACCGGUCACUUCUCUUCAAACAUUAUCUCCUCUGAGCGCGUUUGUCGUUUCAGCUUCAAACUAACACAGGAGAGAGAUUGAACCCUUCCAAAUAAAAGUUAUCGCAAGAAUCUUUCUAACUGCUCCGGUUUUGAUUUUAUGAGCCUUCAAAGAACCGCUGCGCUGAUGCUGCUGCGCUGAUGCUGCUGCGCUGCUGUUUUCUCAAGAUGGCUGCUUAAAAGCAGGAAGCACCAGCGUGCCCACACAAUGCAGACAAGGUAGGUACACUAGACAAAAGUAUUGGGACAAUUCGGACUAAAAGUAGACAAAAGUAUUGGGACACUUAGGACUACCACUGGACAAAAGUAUUGGGACACUUACUACUACCACUGAACAAAAGCAUUGGGCAACUGGACAAAAGUAUUGGGACACUUACACUGGACAAAAGUAUUGGGACACUUGGGACUCAAACUUGACAAAAGUAUUGGUACACUUAGGACUAGCACCUGCCAAAUACGCGGGCCCGACCAACGCUGCUUGCAGCUUUAAUUUUUAAUGUAUUUUAACUCCAAAUGUGAUCAAAAGUCCGCUUACAAUGAAGCCAAUGUUAGUCGCUCUAUUCUGUCUAUAGAGUCCUUAAAAAAACACCCAACACCUCCAUUAAGGUUUUAUAUACAUGAUGUAAGUAUAUAUGUCAUGUAA
Molecule: messenger RNA, 6055 nt
Organism: Nerophis lumbriciformis (worm pipefish)
Lineage: Eukaryota; Metazoa; Chordata; Actinopteri; Syngnathiformes; Syngnathidae
Gene: mast3a
Product: microtubule associated serine/threonine kinase 3a
Biological process (GO): intracellular signal transduction; peptidyl-serine phosphorylation
Molecular function (GO): protein serine/threonine kinase activity; ATP binding; protein binding
Source: RefSeq, a predicted model, not a curated record